Molecule: messenger RNA, 1822 nt
Organism: Drosophila kikkawai
Lineage: Eukaryota; Metazoa; Arthropoda; Insecta; Diptera; Drosophilidae
Product: protein odr-4 homolog
Biological process (GO): intracellular protein localization
Cellular component (GO): endomembrane system
Source: RefSeq, a predicted model, not a curated record
GCCACACUAGUCCACAAAAUUGACAAAUUGUUCGUUUUGGUCGAACGAAUUUAGUUAACAUUAAAUUAAGGCGAAAAAGAAGGCAUUCAAAAUGCGCACAGUGCUACUGAGCAAAGCGGACGAGGUGUACCUGGAGAAAUGCGCACAGGAGAACCAGUUCUCGUACGGCAUCAUUGUGGGCCAUCAAGCAGACCUCAGCAAGAGCGUGGUGGUGCACUUGGCCCGGAAUAACGAAGAGGACGCCGACCUGGAGGACCUGACCGAUGUACGCCUUACCAUCGGCGAUAUCAACGCACAGGCGUUGGCCUCACAGUGGCUGAGCGCCAGCAAAAUGUGUCCCGGCUCCUUUGACGUCAUCGGAAUUUUUGUAUCUUCUUCAAGUCCCGAUGUUUCAAAUGAGAAAAGCGACGAUUUUAAGAAUGCCAAAAAGCUGUUCUCGGACAUAUACGACUUGCUCCUGAAAAGCAACAGCUCCUUUGGUGUGUACACCACCGACAUUGCACAGACUGAUUUCGUAUUCCUUGCGUAUUCGCUGGUCGACAAGAAGGUGCUCUGCAAGAACUACAGCUACGGCAAUGGCGGCACUUUUUCCAACAUGGAUCACAGGUUUGUGGACAAGCCCUUUGAAUGGAUUCAGCUAGAGAGCACCUACGACCUGGACGAUGUCCUGCCCAUACUGGAUGCGUCGCGACGGGUAAACAUUGAGGAUCAGUUUCAGAACAUUAUUAAGGCGGUGCGCAGGAAUCUACUGGCCAGCGAGGUGUUCCUGCAGAACGAGAUAGUCGAGGACACCAUCGAUCUGCAGGCCUACAUUAAAAAGAAACGCACCAAAGCGGACAAGCUAAACAAGCCCUCAUCGACUGGUGGUGGUGGGUCCGUCUCAGCGGGCAGCACUGCCUCGGGCUCCCUUCCAGAGCUGGCCUCAGAUACAGGGAUUAUCAGUGACUCCAUUCGGGCGAGCAUAGUGCUCCCGGUAAAGUGCCAGCUGAGCAAACCGUCGGACAUCAAGGUGCGGGAAUUCCAAGGCACACUCCGCAUGAGCGGCAUCAUUGCGUCGAAGGUCUUCUGCAGUCCGCGGAACAGUAUAGCGGAUGUGAAGCGUUUCCUGCGGGACGACGUGCUGCGCUCCCUCAUCACACGUAUUCAGGUUUACUGCGAUGGCCUCACGGAUCCGUAUGUAAACAACGAAGCCUUGUACGUAAGCGAACCCCCGAGAAGGGUAUUUUUCAACCUACCCACGGAAACCCCAUCUACCGGAGCCACAGUUCAGUUCUCUGAAUAUCUGUUCCGUGGAGAAGCCCCCACGGUGGCGGUGGCCCAAGCCAAACAAAUCCUAGAUGUGGAACUGGACCCAGAAACCAUUUCCGUAGAGGCCGAGGGACUGCCGGAUGACUCGAACUUUACCAAUGGCGCCAAUGCCGGCGUUGAUCGCACAGACGAUUCCCGGACUCUGCUCAGUUCGAUGCCAAAGCCAGAGUUAUCGCGCAGCCUCUACAUGCUGGGCAUUGCGGUGGCCCUGCUGAUUCUACUGUCAUCUGUGGUCCUGCACUACGUCCUAGGCGAUCGGUAGACACAACUGUCCUGUAGUUCUUUAUACGAAAAGAUGUUUUUUAUACGGAUACAUUAUUUGCAUGUGCAAGUGCCUAGGCACUCACCUCUCUCUUGUGAUCGUUUGUUUUUAUAAUCCAAUGUGUGUACUCGUAGUAGGUAAAAAAAAAAGAGAAAUGAAAGUGUUUAGGGAUCACGUUAAAUAGUUUUAUUGUGGAAGCAAAACUGUGCAGCAUUUAACACCAAUAAUAUAAAAAACUAAUAAGUAAAAGUA